Molecule: messenger RNA, 692 nt
Organism: Cicer arietinum (chickpea)
Lineage: Eukaryota; Viridiplantae; Streptophyta; Magnoliopsida; Fabales; Fabaceae
Source: RefSeq, a predicted model, not a curated record
AUAGCAAGCCAUUAUCAUAAUUGAUCUCAACUUUGGGUCAUAUUAGAAUAGUGGGCCUAUUGGGGAAGCACGUAUAAGCGCUAAUUGUACUAGUUUCUGGCUCUCCCAUAGCAGUAGAAGAAGUCGUGCAUCUCUUCAAUCCUCUUCAGUUCGCACCAUCGCACAAACAAACAGAUCGAAAGCAUCAGUUUAGUUUUUAAUCAUGUCGGGAAAGUAUAUCAUAUCUGCUAUUGUUGGAUCAUUUGGAAUUGCAUGGGUUUGUGACACCACUGUGUCAGACAGAAAGAUAUUUGGAGGUACUAUCCCCGGCACAGUUUCAAACAAGGAGUGGUUGGAAGAGACUGACAAGAAGUUUCAGUCAUGGCCUCGUGUCGCUGGUCCACCAGUGGUCAUGAAUCCUAUUAGUCGCCAGAAUUUCAUUGUGAAGUCCCGCACUGAGUCUUGAAUUUGGUUCUUUAUUGAUUUGAAAUUAAUUGGUUCACCAUGGUCAUGAAAUGUGUCACCAUAAAUGAUAACUACACCUGAGAUGAGACUCUUGCAGUUCAAUUAGUGUUUGGGGAGGUUUUGCCAUGUGAAUGUUUUGUCCAAAUAAAUUGUUGAUGUUAUCUUGGAUUCGCUGAUGCAUAUAUUAUUUUGAAAUUCUAUGUGCUAAGAAUAGCACAAAUUGUUUAUGAUACGAUUCUUCUUUUACA